Molecule: messenger RNA, 10322 nt
Organism: Dinoponera quadriceps
Lineage: Eukaryota; Metazoa; Arthropoda; Insecta; Hymenoptera; Formicidae
Gene: Pde9
Exons: 11
Coding region: 1483-4713 (1076 amino acids)
Biological process (GO): cGMP catabolic process
Molecular function (GO): 3',5'-cyclic-GMP phosphodiesterase activity
Source: RefSeq, a predicted model, not a curated record
CGUACUUCUUCUCCCUCUCCCUGUCUUUCUUGCUCUUUCUCCGUCCCUCUCUCACCCUUUCCUUCGCUCCGACGUCGUCUCGUGGGGUCAGUGCCUGCUCGAUCGGAUCCUGAGCAGGAACAUACCGGUGGAGGAGGAAGAGGAGGAGCAGGAGGAGGUUGAGGACGAUCUCUCUACCUCGGCGAAAGACUGCAACCGCUGCAGCGAGCGAGUGCGCGCCCGUCCUCCGAGAAUCGGAGUGCUCCGUUUUUCGCGCCACGAGCCGGUGACUCCGGGACGCGAGUAUUAUGUGACAGCGACCAACAACAACACGCUGGACAUCGUCACGGUGGAAUCGUCCUCUCAUCGUCGGCGGAUUGAUCCAACUCGGCGGACAGACGCGCGAAUCGCGGCCCGUUCGCGGUGCAGGAAACUCGACGCUCCUUAUCACGCCGCUUCUCGCGUAGUAUCACUCGCUUUUUUCUCAUUCCCAUCGUCUCCCUCUCUCUUUCUCCUCGCGGGCCUGUCUCCGUUUUCCUCUCCUUCUCUCUCUCUUCCUCCUGGUCUCCGUCUCUCAUCCGUGCGCGCUCGGUACGCGUUUCUCCCUCUCUCUCUCUCUCUCUCUCUGCCUCUCCUUCUCCCCGCUCGCUCCUUCGUGGCCGCCGUUCGUCGUCUCGCUCGCUCCAGUCGCGUGUUUUCUCGCGAACAGAUACGAGAAAAAGGAGAAUCGGCGCGAGUGAUACCGCCGCCGCGCGCGAGAGAGACACAUCACCCCGGAGAGAAGGGGAUCGAACGAGUCGCGAGUUUGUGUUUUUGUUUAUCCGGAGCGGACUGCACCGGUAACUGCACGCUGCAGUGGGCUGGUGCGCGAGAGGAAGUGCGAGCGGACGCCUCGGAAGGACGAUUCGUUGCUGGAGGCGUUCGAGAAAGAUUGUCGCGUCGUUCGAGAAAAGACGGGAGAAAGAGAGGCAUGGCCUUCGUUUUCACGAGAGGAGAGGAAUUUUGUAGCUCAAAGUGAGCAUCGCUCGGAUUAUACGCGAGUCGGAUUACUGAAGUUUUCUUCGGGCAGAGGAGGAGCGCGAAGCCUUCGGAGGAGAGAGACGCGUCGGAAGCCGAAGAAACAAAAAGUCGGGGACAAACGUAAGGUAAGAAUGGACCAUGAGGAAACGCGGUGCCGGCUGGUAGCAGACGAGCGGUCGGGCACGCUUACACCACGUCGCUGGUCUUCGUCGACGCGUUCCCGGUGUCACGUCCAAUCCCGAAGCCGGCAGGUGUCGCGAGCGGCAGGUACGAGCUCGACAGGUGCGAUAAUCGGGGGUGGCCCGGUCUCUGCCGCCGGGCCGGCGAUGCGACGAUGAGCUCGCCGAGGGUGCAGCUACCCCUCCACACCCGACCAAAGCCCCGCGUAGUAGCAAGGCCGGGUCGUCUCAGGAACCGCAGCGAGGCCGAGCGACGAGGAGGCGCGACAGGAGGCGGUUCAAGGCCGAGACUAUCCGCGUGGCCAUGGACCACGAGGCGAGGAACGGAACCGGUAGCAACGACCACGACGAGGAGUUCACCAAUAUUUACUUCAUCGUCGGCGACCGCAUUGAGACGGCCGCUUACAAGGCGAACCAGGUCACGGAUAUGGAACUCAAAGAACUCUUCAGAAACGCGGCGGAGGCUGGCCCUCUGGACAUCGUGAAGCUUCGCAAGGGAGACAAGCUGUUCAACAUCUCGUCUCAUCUACCGCCGAACACGCCCGACACGCCUUACGUUCUUCAGAUCGUUGGCGCGCACCCCGCUUCCUCGAGGGUGAUCGAGGCGGAAGUGCUUUGGACUCUGGAGAGGCGUGUGGCGGCCCUGGAGCGGCAAUUGCGAGAGUACGAAGAAGCCUCCUGCGCCGCACCCACCCUCGCUUUGCGAGAGCUGAAACGCCAAGUGGACAGUUUCAAGAGCAAAUUCGAGAACAACGACCAGCUGAGCUGGCUCAGUUUCUACAAGCAGCUUCUGGAGCCCAUCUAUAUGGAUUCCUGCCGCAGAUUGCAGUACCGCCGGAAGAGCGACAGCAUGAAGCGGAAGGUUCGGGAGAAGUUUCUCAAUAUCUGUGACGUGACGGUCUCGUCGAGCGUUCGCGAAUGGCUACGCUCGCCGGCCUUUGAUGCGCGACAAUGGGAGGACGAGGAGCUGCUGUUGAUGCUGCAAACGAUGUUCGUCGAGCUAGACCUACCUGAAAAGUUCAACAUUCCCUUGCCGAUCCUGAGGAACUUCCUCUAUGAGGUCUACAAUAACUACAACGAGGUGCCGUUUCACAAUUUCAGGCACUGCUUCUGCGUCGCGCAAAUGAUGUACGCGAUAGCUUGGGCGGUGGACCUCCCGUCGAAAAUCGGCGACCUCGAGGUCCUCAUACUGAUCGUCUCCUGUAUUUGCCACGACCUCGACCAUCCGGGCUACAACAAUAUCUAUCAGAUAAACGCGCGGACCGAGCUGGCGCUGCGCUACAACGACAUCUCGCCUUUGGAGAAUCACCACUGCUCCGUGGCGUUCCGGGUACUGGAGGCGCCCGAGUGCAACAUCCUCGCGUCUUUAGACAAUCCCACGUACAGAAUAGUGCGCGAAGGGAUCAUCCGGUGCAUCCUGGCCACCGAUAUGGCCCGGCACAACGAGAUCCUCGCCCAGUUCACUGACACCAUUCCGGAAUUCGAUUACACCAGCAAGGCGCACAUAAAUCUGCUGUCCAUGAUCCUGAUUAAGGUAGCUGACAUAAGUAACGAGGCUCGUCCGAUGGAAGUGGCGGAACCGUGGCUGGACAGGCUGCUGCAGGAGUUCUUCAAGCAGAGUGACGCUGAGAAACUCGAGGGUCUUCCGGUCACGCCGUUCAUGGAUCGCGACAAAGUGACCAAACCGUCGUCCCAGGUUAGCUUCAUCGGCCUAGUUCUCCUCCCUCUCUUCGAAGCUCUCGGCGAACUGCUACCCGAGCUGCAGGAUCUCAUAGUUCAACCGGUCAGGGAAGCCCUGGAGUACUACCGCAGGCUGAACGAGGCGGCCAAGGACGAGCGUCACCAUCGGAAGAGCGUCGUGGACGUCGGCGAGUCGGCUCCGGCUACCAUGCAAAGCGGCACCGUCGGCUCGACCGCCGUCAUCAAGUCUAUGUCGUCGCACAGCAUGCGCUCGAAGAGGUCCGCCGGGACGAUUCGCUCGCGCUCCACCGACGAGGACAUCACGGAGAACCUGACGAUGGAGGAGGGCGACAACAUCGAGAGCUCCGACCCGGAGACGGCGACGGAGGUAGAGAUCAGCGAGAAGACGCUCAAGUUCAAGAUCUCCACGGAGGGCACGCUGGCCGGGCCGACCAGCGGCCGGAAGAGUUACCCGGGCAGCCGGAAGGGCAGCCGGGAGAAGUCUUCAUUGGAUUAUCACAAUCACGACCUGGCGAAGGCUGUCCGUGACCAUGAGCGCGAGAGGAGGCGCAGCAAGGGCGAGAACCUCGGCAGCGACCUGAGCUCGCCGGUUAGCGCGAGGUCGGCCGAGGGCACGCGGAUCCUCGAGGAGAAGGAGGCGGAGAAGGAGACGGCUUUUUUAGACGUCAAGAUCGAGGGCAGAGUGCCUGAGGGAAACGGCAACGUCGUGGUCGCGGUGGAGUCGCGCUCGCAGCCGCGGAACAACCUGAGGAAGACCAGCAGCGUCGUCGAGAACGACCAGGAGAACCGAUCCAGCCGCAGGGACGCGCACAGCAGCCGCGAGUCGAUCGGCAUGCGAUGCUGCUGCGAGGACAAGGCCGGGCCGAACAACCACAAGUCCUUGUUCUCGCGGCUGAGGAACUUCACGGACCGUCUGAGCAUCAGCUUCGACUCCAAGGACUCGCCGAGCCCGAAGCUGAAGCACGCGUCGAAGACGCUCAACAAGAGCAACUCGGUAAGUAGCGGUUCGGCUACGACCACCUCGUCGAGGCACCACAAUUCGCUGUUCAUCUGCAAACGCUGCAACCUCGCCAAGUCCACGAAGGACGGCAACAAGGCGGCGAUCGCGACCGUGGUGGAGCUGUCGUCGGUGGACAAGAGGGCGAUGACGUUGCCGAAGGUGCGCAAGUCCACCGAUUGCAAGAACAGGAGCUGGCGAACGGUGUUCGCCAAGGAGAAGAGGUCCUCCACUUCCUUGGAGGCUCUGCCGGCGGCUGGUUCCGACGGCACGUUCUCUAAGCACCGCAGAAACCUGUCGAAUCCCGAGGGCAAGUCGCAGAGCAUGAAGGAGGUGAAGUCACGACGGUGUCUGGAUAUCGAGUUCCAAGAGAUCGACGUGCGCCCCAAGCCUGAGAUCGUGGUCAAUCCCGACGACAGCUGCUGCGACAUCGAAGAGGACCUCGGCAAGGUGGAGAUCCGCCGGAGUUCCGCCAGCAUGGAGGACAUCUCCAAGAUGGCGAAGCAGGCGGAGGCGAUCAUGAAGGCGGAGGAACGUCCUCACACCGGCAGCCUCGAUUCGAUGCUCUGCAAGGACGUCUGCAAGUCGCGCAAGAAGCCCGCCUUCUGCUCGCCCGGCUCGGCGAAGAAGUCGCCCGGUCUGUUCUCGCGGUUCAAGUCCGGGAUGAGCAUCGACAGCACGCGCAGCAACAGCAAUAGCGACUCCCUGCACGAUCACGGCUCGCAGAGCGGCUGGAUAUCCUCGUUGACGGCCAGCUUCCGGCCGAAGAGGCAUCUGAACGAGACGCCCUUGUCGCCGCACCCGCCGAGGUCGCCCAGCAGGGAGGAGAUCAAGUGAUACGUUCUUGUGGUCGAGGAUUCCUCCGAGAAGAAGCUCGGCCUUCGCGGCUGGUGGCCCGAGAACUUAUUCUGCUGCAAUAGUUAAGUCUCGAGCGGACGGUUUGAUCGCGGAAGAUAGAGAGAGAGAGAGAGAGAGAGAGAGGAAAGAGCGCUAAUCUAGACCUGGGAAUACCCGGGAGUUUCUCGUUGUCGCUCGUUACUUCGCAAAAAGAAAGAAAGAAAAAAAGAACAGAUGAAAUUAGAAAAAUUAGUUUUUGGAGAAAUAUAAGGAAAAAUUCGAAGCAGAAUUUUAGCCUUCUAUCAAUUAGCUUAUGUCGGUUGUUAUUCGGCGACCGGCGACGAACACGGAUAUUCGAGGACAUUCGGGCGAUGCGCACAUCGCGGGAGGAGAAUGCAUGACAAACAUCUCCGCGCCGAUCGUGUGUAAUAUAUAAAUAAAAUCUUUCCCUUUGUGUAAUUAAACGGCAGUCGUCGAUUCGAUGGAACGUGUUUGCUCGAGCAGGCCGAUUAUGGAGAGAGGAUUUAGAUCCAUUCAUGUGCAUGUGAUUUCCGUCGAUCGAAUUCUUCUUCCGGAGGGAUCCUCAUAGGACCAUAAUAUUUCCCCGUCGCCGACUUCGAGUGUUUUUUUUGCGUCGUGACGUUCGAAGUGGCGGGAUUGGGAUUGCGUUACUCGCGAGGGACACUCACGGCCUGUGCGGAGAACGUGGACGCACGGUGUAUACAUAGACUAUUUUAUUUAUUGUCCAUUCGAAGAGUAGCCUAAUGAGAGAGUUAAUCAUUAAUGUUGUUCGUUAUUAUACAUAUAUAAAUAUACGCAAGCGCGGGUGUAUAUGACAGAGACGCAAGGAUACACACAUCCCCAUAUAUAUAUAUAUAUAUAAACGGGGAGAAAAUCAGUAGUGUAUACAUACGAGCGAGUGGAUGUAGUUUUAAGUAGGCAAGGGAAAAGAAGGAGGAGGCACACACGAUUAGAUACGUAAGCGUGGCUCUGUCGUAUCGAUGUACGAUGAAGUUUCAGGGACCGCGUAACCGCUAAGGGUGUGCGAGGUAAGAGAAUGUUAUCGCGCUAUUUUUAGAAUCUUCUGGGAAUGGAUCCCCGUUUUCUCAGGCAAUAUUCUCAGCAUUUCCUAGAAAUAUCGUUGCGUUCUCCGAGAGUGCGCGCGCGCGGAGAUAAUCCGCCGAGAUGCUCGUUCGUUGCCGCCUAGAAGGGGGCUGUCUCUCUCUCUCUCUCUCUCUCUCUCUCUCUCUCGAGUACUCCCGGAUAUAUAUCUCACACUCGGGGACUAUUCUCGUCUCUCAUAGCAUUAGCAGUUACCAUAAGGCGAAAAGAGAAAAUGGGGGAGAUUCGUCGGAAUAAUCGCGCUUCAUUGCUGCACCGUCGGAGGAGGACGAUUCGCGGCAGGGAAGUCUCGUUGAUUCUACUAUCGACAGUUCGGAGAACGCUGGGAAAAUUGCUUCGCGGAUAAUCCUUUCGUUGUUGUUUGCGUCGGCGCUAUUAAAACGCAAUUCAAUUCGGGCGAACGAUUUGCGACGCUUAAACGGUGAAUUAAAACCUCGAUUUGCCGCCGUUGCUUCAUCAGAUGACACGGGGUAACUCGAUAAGGCGGCCUUCUGCUCCCUCUGCAAGAGUUGACUACGUGCGUCAACUAGCGCCAAUUACACUCACACUCAGUGAAUCAUCCUCCCCUAUUCGCAUUUGCAUGUUAUAAAAUGGCUUUUGUGUGGGAAGUGACGGAGAAUUGUUAACCUUGAAUCAGUUGCGCUUUUGCAAUUAUAGCCGGAAUUAAGUGGGAACUUUUCAGAAAAUUCGCGAGAACCUCAUUCGAGGCGAUCGGCAAGUUUCCUUGCGAGACGCUCUCUCAGCGUAUCUCCGAACGAGGCAAAUUACGAAAGAGAACGCAAUUUUGGAAAGAGGCGGAACGUAGCCUAAGGGGGUUCCCCUCUCGGACCGACUGUCUCUCCAGCGAUUAUUGUUUCGUUCGAAAGUUCAGACGGGCGCGCGUGGCUCUUCGAAGAUCGUCGAGGCGCGCGGCACGCGCAGACACACGCAUAAGCACACGCGCAAAACGCGAUUACUUCUGUACGACGUCCCGCUUUUCAUUUUUUAGAUGUUUAUAUUUUUAUACUCCGUCAACUGCGUCUGUACGGUGAUUAAAAGCCGCAUGUAUUGUUGAACUCUAGUCUUACGUUAUUGUCUUCAGUCCCGGAGGCACGCUUCCGGGCGUAUUUCAGUUUGUGCGGCGGUCUUCGCGCGAGGAGAAGCUCGGUCGCGGCGAGCGAUUCUGUGUGUCAAAUACUUGACUGAUUAUUUGACCAAUUAACACGACUACUUCUACCUACCCUAUCUCUUUCUCUCUUCAUCGUGCCGUAGAAUCAGGACUCGCCGAUGAAACUACGUGGAUCUGAACGACACGACCGGGAGGACGAGGUCCGCGUGGAGUCGCUAUGCGAUUGGAAUAGGUAAUUUCAGUUUCUUUCGAAAAAUAAAAAUUACGCCCGGAAACUUUUUAUUCGGCGAGUCCUGCUGUUGAGACGCACGAGUAGGAGAUAACUGUAUCAAACAGCGAGCCUCAUGUGAUCCUUCCUCGGAAUUAAGAAUCAAAUUGGCUGGCACGCUCUCGUCUUCUCAGACGGGGGAAAAUCGUUUGUCGUUAGAAGCGGAAGGAAAGAACGAGGAAAGAAAGAAAGGGAGGAGAACGAAACGAGAUUAGGAAAGUCUCGACGAUGUCUCGUUUGCGAGCGAGAGAAUCUACUACGCCGGUUUACGUAGCGAUGCGCGCGCGCGCGCGCACACACACACACACACACACACACACACACACACACACACACAAGUAAUGAAUAAUCAAAUUCUCCGCGAUGUGAAUGAAAGAAGGCAUUUGAUUUUGACUCUUGACGCACCGAGACGUUAAGUAAUCGCGAGGCAAGAGACUCUCGUACCUGAGGACUUCAAUCUCGACGGGAUUCAGCGCUGUACACAAACGCGGAAGAAAACAAUGGAGGAACAGGGAAAAACAUCGCGUCGUUUCGUAAAUAAUGAGAACGCAUUGAAAUUGUUUUCGACGUGUCUUGCGAAGAAUGUUAGGUCUAACGUCAUUGCGAAGCAUAUCCGGUAAACUGUUAAUAAGGAAACGGAUCAGACUGCGACACAUUUUUCUUUACCGAAUCACAUAGGCAUUAAGCUCGAGCGGAGUGGUCAAGCGUUUGUAAAAAAGAAAAAAAGAGAAAGAAGAAGAACGCGUAACGUGACCAAAGUAGGUAAUUCCUAAGACGUUUCUACUUCACAUCGUAGAGGAAAUCAGAUGCACUUUUUUCCUUCCAUAUCGCUCACUCUCUGUGCCUGAUCGUCAUCGAUGUUCAAGACUGAUAUUGGAGAAACGUAUUCACGCUAGUGGUAUACGAUAGUUCAUGAUUUUUUUGAAAUCUCUCAGCCGCAGGACCAAACAGGAUGCGCGAAACGCGCAUCCAGUUUAAUCGGUUCUCGUGUUUUCGACAUGUGUUCCACGCGCAAUGGCAGAUAAUCACUUGGUACGAGCGUAGUUGCGAGUCAAAUCGAAGUUUACAGAUAUGGGAAGCCGAAUUAUUUCAGUCACUGCAACUGUUGCGUUUAUCUUGAUUUCCCGAUACAUGUUACGAAGGUGUGUUUAUUGUGGAGAUGGAAGUACCAGUCUUCCUUCGCGAAAUUUUUUAUACCGGAAUCUUAAAUUUAACGGCACCAACCCGUUCGGAUACUUUUCUCCAAAACUAGUCACAUUUGUUUGCGAUUUCUUAACCUACUAAAUCGACUGUUUAUCAAAAUCUCAAUCAAAAGGUGAUCAAUUUUCCACGAUCUUGAGAGAGAAAGAGAGAGAGAGAGAGAGAGAGAGAGAGAGAGAGAGAGAGUUUGAAAAAUGACUCAGGUUCCACAAAAGCGUGGAAUAAAAUACGACUCGCAAGAUCGUCGAAAUAUCGAUCCUAGCCUCUUCGCGAUCUGUACGAAGGACACGCGAUAACGAGGCUAAAUAAAUAAGUAAAAUAAAAAUCGACACACAAAUGGGCCAAUCGAGCCGUGAUACGCGGCGUCGUUUUACUCGUCAAUUGAAUUUUUAGUCCCAUUUUCCUCGUAUUCCAGAAUUGUCUCCGUAUUCCAGAAUCGUCUUCGUCAAUUAUCGAGAUAAACGUACAAACAAGCUCGUACACAUGCACACACAUUUACAAUUCCAAUCUCACGCGUUAACACCGAAGAAAAGCAAUUAGUAUUUUUACUUUAUUAUCGUGAUUUCUACUCUAUUCUAUUCGAAAUCGUGGAAAUAAUUAGCCAUUUUAACGUCCUCAUUAAUGCCGUCAUCGUCGUAAGACGAGCGGUUUGUGUGUCGCGGCGAUCUCGAAUUCCGACACGAAACUUCUCGAUGUGCACACAGACACACACGUACAUUCAUCGUGGAUUCAAAUAAUCAAAUCACGCGGACGUGUCUUCGUGUUCACGACGUACGCUCUCAGUCUCGCCGUCCCUUUCUCAUCACUCGUAAUAUAUUAGGUUGCCAAGUAAAAAGAGGAUAUCGAUCGUGAUCCUUCCACCGAUAUCUUUCCUCCCUCUCCUCUCUCUACCCUUUUACUCUGUCUCCCUUUUUUCUCUCUUUCUCAUUGUUAGAUAAAUAUUAAUUAAUUGGAAUUUAUGCGUACGACAUAAAUUGAACGCACGCGAUAACCUGAUCCUCUCGUAUAUACAUACAGAUAUAUACAUAUAUAUAUAUAUAUAUAUAUAUAUAUAUGAACAAAAAAGUAAUUAUAUAAAUAAGUAAAUAUAUAUAUAAAUAUAUAUAUAUAUUUACCUGGACAUGCGAGGAGCUGAGACGAAGAACAAAAGUACUGUUAAUGCUCGCGGGCGAGUUACUAGCGCGAUAUUAUAAUAUUAUUAUCGAUCUUACGAUAUUAUGAUAUGUUGUAAGGGCGAAUUGUGUAUAGUUACGUGUGUAAGAGCAUUCGUGGAAGUACCACAUGCGAUGCAGUGCGUUUGAAUCGUUCAGCGUUCGGUGACGGCGGCAUAUUUAUUUCUCUUCGCGAUCGUCAUCGUCAUCGUCGUCAUCGUCGUCGUCGUCGUCGUUGUCGUCAUGGUUGAAAAUAAACAGAUUAUAUGUCCCACUGCUAGCCAUAUUUGUACCGCAGCUAUCGCGGAGAAUGUUUCGGACUUGAUACGAUCCAAUUUAACUCCGAAAUAAAAAAAAAAAGGAUCCGCUACAACGUUAUCGGAUAAAAUUUUGAGCUGGCUGACGAGCCAGCAAUUAUCUAUUUUAUUUUCUUAUGCAAAAUAUUAUCCACUAUGACAUCUGGCUCGCGUGAAGUUUUUCCUCGUGACUCGUUUAUUUUGAAUGUUUGAUGUUCGCCAACAUCUCAGAAAAAAAAACACGAGCAAGUGCUUAUACUGUAAUCAAUGUCUAUGGUCAUAACGUUUACAACAUAUAUUAUUAUCUAAUUAUGAGAAACGUAUAUUAUUAUUCAAUCUUGAGCAAAUAAAUGAGGAUGAUAAACAUAUGUUAACUCUCCUUUCAGUCUAAUUAAAUUGUCUAUUUUUUUUUAAAGUCAUCGUACAAUUGUCGUUGCACACACACACACACACACACGCGCGCG